Messenger RNA from Colletotrichum higginsianum IMI 349063, 7899 nucleotides. Its product is annotated as down-regulated in metastasis. The record is from RefSeq and is a predicted model, not a curated record. Bases 1 to 7899 code for a protein of 2632 amino acids. NCBI's taxonomy places the organism in Eukaryota, Fungi, Ascomycota, Sordariomycetes, Glomerellales, Glomerellaceae. Gene Ontology annotation, cellular component: small-subunit processome; nucleolus; 90S preribosome. The transcript has 2 exons.
AUGCCUUCCACUUCGUCAGGGCGUAUCACAAAGUCUCACAAGGGCAAGUUCUCGACUCCUCACCAAAAGAACCACCGGUGGGAGUCUUUCGCGACAAAAAUCUCGAAACUCAACGCGCUCGAUCCCCUGCGAAAAGUUCGUCGACACGAUCUCGAUGCCGAAGACCUCGAAUCCACAACCUCCUACUUCCGCAAUGGCCUGCAAAGAUGGGGUGAGCUCAACGUCUCCAAGGGCUUCAACGACUUCAAGAGGCAAGCGUUGCCCGUGAGCGAGACUCUUGCCCAGAUUCUGCACUUCGAGGAGAAGAUUUUCGCCUUGCUGGAGGAAUCACUGGCGAAACAAGACAAGGAGGCACUGGAGCCGGUGCUCGAACUCCUUACAGCGUUUGCGCAUGAUAUCGGCACGCGGUUUGAGAAGUACUAUGCGAAGUCUCUGGAUCUCAUCAUCGCCAUCGCGGGCAAACCCCAGGACGCCGACGUUAUCGAAUGGACCUUUGCCGCCCUCGCUUUCCUCUUCAAAUACCUGUCGAGGCUUGUAGUGCCGAAUUUGCGCCCAACGUACGAUGUCGUGGCGCCGCUCCUGGGCAAGGCUCGCCAUCCCCCUCACAUUGCGCGCUUCGCCGCCGAAGCAAUGAGCUUUCUCAUCAAAAAGGCUGCUGCGCCAGCAAACCGAGAGACUGCUCUUAUCGACAUCGCCAGUCACGCGAGGGAUGAUCUCCGAAGCAUGGUCGGCGAGCGCCAAUUCCAAUUAUACCAAGACGGUCUUAUGACCAUGUUCGCCGAAGCGAUUAAAGGCCCCGGUCAAACUAUCCACUCGACCGGCCCGGCCGUUCUCGCAGCGUUGAUGAAGACGAUACCUGAGACAGAAGCAGAUCUCACGCCGAAUACCACCUGGACCGAUCUCGUUUGCGGUGUUUUGACCAGCAUUACCCAUCACUCCAACGACGAGGACCUUGCUCCUGUUUUGGAUGCGAUGCAAGAACAAGUACAGGAAGCUUUGAGCGGGUCUAAGCCCGUCAAGGCGUGGAGGUUUGUCCCCCUGAUCCGGGUUCUUGGCACGGCGGCCGGUGUGCGACACGGAUCUCGAGUAAGCAACUGGAAUGCUAUGGUUGAGAACCUGACCGCGAUGUUGGAUUCGAUGGCGCAACACGCCCCUGAGGUAACGGAGGACAAGCUGAGUCUUAUUUGGAAACACGUGAUUGUCAAUGCUGCCAUUGUCUGGCAUCAAGCGCCGAUAGAUGCCCUGAUUCCCUCGAUCAAGGACUUCAUGACUGCCCUCCAGAGGGAGCGGCUCAUGAGAUGGUACAUCCCCUUCUGUGCCUACUUCUCCAACCUCGACUCGACGCGGUUCCGAAGUCUCUUCCAGACAUACUUCCAAAGGUUUAUUGUCAGCCACUGGUCCGACGGCCGUAAUGAAGACAUGCUCUGUGUUUUCUUACCGCGUAUGGUCCAAAAUGGUAGUCUACCUUAUCCGGGCGGGAAAGAGACUUGCAACCUUCCGCGAAGCUGGCAGGACCAGAUCGUGUCCAAGUUUGAACGCCUCGAGGCAUCUCCUUUCCCCGAACGCGGAGCGUAUGACAAAGAUCCCCAGACAUGGCGUGACAGAUGCCUGCCGAAGUACUCGGCGUUGCUGGAUCUGCUCUUCUCUACGACCGUCCACCCUUCGGCCAACGCCAAGAUCGCGGAACUCCUGCUUCGGAAGUUGAGGCUUGCACUCAAGCCGUCGUCCACGCUGGCGUCCGACGAGGUGCAUUUCAGUAUCAGUCAAGGCUUCCACGCCUACCUGCGCAUGAGCAAAGCAGCAGGCCCAGUCGACCCUGCAUUGAACCCGCUUCUUCGAGCUGCUUUGCCCAGAUUUAGCCGUUCAGUAGGCUUUUUGGAGGCAUAUCUCACUUACACCGAGGCCACAAAGAGCCAGCCACCACUUGCCGAACGCCAGAGUAGCGACAGUAGCGAGAGCUCGGCCGAAGAGGAUCCUGUUGUUCAGGCGCUCAUCGAGAAUCUGUCGGCUCCUUCUCACGAGCUUCGUCUCGCGUCACUCAAGAUCCUCCAACAAUUCGACUCAACCCCGGAUGAGCUCCAGUGCCACACCCUCAUGCUGGAUAUAGCACAGACAGCUAUGGACUUGUCCAGCCUGAGAAACGUUGCCAUGCAUCUCCGCAAACUCGGUCAGAAUUACUCACAGUUGAGCGAAAACUCGUGGUUGGCCAAGGCAAUCCCCUCCUUUAUGUUUGGCAUGUUGACAAUCAAGCUCUCGCCCCUGUGGGAUGACACUAUUACCGCACUCAAGCUUGUUGGCGAGUCCAAGAAGGGCGAGGAGGCCAUUACUGCGACUGCCUUCAACUGGCUAGAAACACCCUCCCCCAGAUGGUCUGGGCCAGGUGGCCAGCCUACGCUCCAGAACCGCCAAGCGAUCACCGACUUUGACUGUCGACAUGUGCAACAGCUUUGGGGCAUGGCAGAUCAUGUCGAGGAGGUGGUGAACAACGCCACCGAUCUCAUGCUCAAGUCAUUUGACGAACAACAACAGACUGUCGACGCUCACGCCAGUAAUGCGCGUGCGCAAGCUCUGAAGGUCCUAACCGCUAUGCCUCACUUCGCGGAGAAGCGUUCCCGCAAGCUUGUGCCGUCCUUCUUGGCCUGGGCCGAUGACGACGAAGACACCCCUGACAGCCAAGAGGAUGAUGAUGUCCAGAUCAAGGGCGAAGACUGGUCGCUCCAGGACCGCAAGGCGCUCAUUGGUGUCUUUGCUCUCUUCAUCAACCCCAAGGUACUCUAUCAGAACGAGAGGGUGUACCGCGCCCUUCUCCAUCUCAUGGAGAACGGUGAUGUGGAAGUGCAGAAGCUGGCCCUGAAGGCCAUUCUCGCAUGGAAGCAGGAUGGCGUACGGCCCUACCAAGAAAACUUGGAGUACCUCCUUGAUGAGGCCAGGUUCAAGAACGAACUCACCGUCUUCCUUCAGGGAGAGUCGACCAUCCGACCCGAGCACCGCGAAGAGCUGAUGCCUGUUCUCCUCAGACUCUUGUACGGCCGCACUAUCUCGAAAAAGGGUGUUUCUAGCGGCCGCCAUGGUCUGCAGGCUACCCGUUUGGCCGUCCUGAGAAAUCUUAACGUGGAAGACACGGGCAGCUUCUUGGACAUCGCCAUCGGUGGUCUGAAGGGUGCUCGCGUUAUCGACGAGUCCGGUUUCCGCGCCAGCUUGUUCGACAAGGAGAUUCUCCAUCCCCGCAAGCAGCUAGGUUUCAUGAACAUGAUGCUGCCCCUCAUUAACGAACUUGGCGCACAUGUUGGUCCUUACGUCGAGAGACUCCUCCACCCGAUUCUCUACUGUCUCAUUUUUGCUUGCCGACGACUCCGAGAGUCUGCCGCUGAAUUGGACGAGGAUGCCGAAGAAACGACCGAAGCCUCCCAAGAGUCUAUGCUCAAGGUCAUCCGGACCACCGGUCUGAAGUGCUUGAUCACACUGUUCCGCAACGCGCAGGACUUCAACUGGUCUCCCUAUUCGGAGCCUAUCGUCAACGAGGUCGUCACGCCCAGAAUCGACAAGCUUCCCGUCGAGACGGCUCAGUCGGUAUCCAGCAUCAUGCAGCUUCUGUCAACGUGGUCUCAGCUCCCCAGGGCUGCACUGUUCAUCUCAAUCAACAACCAGAUCCUGCCCAAGGUCAUUGAGUGUGUCUCCGUACCCAAGGGCAAGGAGAAUGUCAAGGUAUUUGCCUUGAGUAUCGUCCGUAACCUCGUCAAGCUAGCACAGGCCCCUGCCCAGGAGUCCGAGUUCAACGAGCUCAUCCGGGCCGAGCUUCUGGAUGCCAAUAUGGAGUUGAUGCUCAAGACGAUCACCACCACACUGGAGACGCUCACCAUGAGCAACGAGCUCCUCGAGGCCUGCAUCGAGACCAUUGUGGAGCUUUCUCCGCUUGUUGAGACCUCUGCGAAUGUGCACGAGACGCUCAAGAUUGCCACGUUCCUCCUAAACCAGCCCCCUAGAAGAGUCAACCCCAGAGCCAAGGGCAAAAUCCUGCUCAUCCUCGAGCGCUUUAUCACCAUUCUUGGCUCCGAAGAGGCCGAGGAGAAGACGGCUGACAUAGCCAUCUUCGAGACCCUGUCUUCCCUCUUCAGUUACUUCAAGGACAGGGACAACAGACAAGCCUUAGCCCGCGUUCUCGCCGCCCUCGCCGAGAAGGACGACACGCUUCAGGAAGUUGCCGAAGUUUGCAGUGACCUCAACUCUUUCGCGAAAGACCGCAUCGACGAGCCUGACUACGACAAGCGACUGGUGGCUUUCACUCGAAUCACCAACAAGGAAACCCCUUUCACUGUGAAGCAGUGGCUUCCUUUACUCCACAACUUGAUUUACUACAUCCGCUCGGAUGAGGAGUAUGGUAUCCUCGCCUCUAACUCUGCAGACAGCCUGCGCAAGUUCAUCAGAGAGGCGGCUUCCUGCACCGAUGAGGCUGCAAAGGCCGGUUUCGAAUCCCAUCUGAAGACCAUCCUGUUGCCCUCCAUCUACACGGGAGCUCGAGAGGAGUCCGCCACCGUCCGGCGAGAGUACCUGAGAGUGUUCGGCUAUCUUCUCUCGCAAAUGCCCACGUGGGAGCUCGUGGCUGAUAUGAAGGGACUCCUGGUCGGCGAGCUUGACGAGGAGACGUCCGAGCUGCCCUUUUUCUUCAACAUCCUCAGCCCGGCAACCUCACGACAGCUCGAAGCUAUCCGGAUGCUCGACACCGUCAACGACAGCUCGGAAAUUGGCAGCCAGAACCUCAGCCAGUUCUUCAUCCCUCUUCUGGAGCAUUUUAUCUUUGGUCGUGCAGAAGGAAGUGAUGACCAGGGCCUGGGCGCUCAAGCAACGGUCACGAUUGGCAAUUUGGCCCAGUCUCUGGAUUGGAAGCACUACCGCGUCAUCCUGCAGAGAUACAUUAGCUACGUCGAGUCCAAGCCCGACAACCAGAAGCAGGUGAUCCGACUCCUCGCCAAGUUCUGCGACGCCCUCAUCUUCGCUGUUGAACAGAAAGCCGCCGAGCCAAUGCAGGUGGACAGCGUGGAGACAACCUCACCUUCCGGCAAGAGACUCGUGCUCACGACACCCGCGCAAGAUAAACUCAGCAAGGAUGUCAACAACCUCUUCCUGCCUUUGCUGAUCAAGCAUCUGCACGAGAAGGACGAGUCCGAGGUCAGUUACCGUGUGCCGGUCGGUGUUAUCAUCGUCAAGCUUCUUAAGCUUUUGCCGUCUGAAGAGAUGGGCCAGAAACUUGCUGGUGUUCUUACCGACAUCUGCCACAUUUUGCGAAGCAAGUCCUGGGAUGCUCGUGAGAUGGCCAGAGACACUCUUGUUCAGAUUGCCUCGGUGCUGGGCCCGACCUACUUCGGGUUCAUCUUGAAGGAGCUGCGUGGCGCUCUCAAAAGAGGUUACCAGCUCCAUGUCAUGUCCUACACUCUUCACUCGAUGCUUCUCAAGGUCAUCCCCGAAUACCAACAAGGUGACCUGGAUUACACUCUGCGGUCCAUCGUGGCAAUCAUCAUCGACGACAUCUUUGGUGUCAUUGGCCAAGAAAAGGAUGCCGAGGGUUACAUCAGCGAGAUGAAGGAAGUCAAGGCCAGCAAGAGUCAGGACUCCAUGGAGCUCAUCGCCAAGUCGGCCUCCAUCAGCCAGCUCGUCGUCCUUGUACACCCCUUGCAAUCCCUCCUCAUGCAGAAGGUUGAUCUCAAGCUGGUUCGCAAGAUCGACACCCUGUUGGCGAGAAUAACCGCCGGUCUCCUGCAGAAUCCCGCCUCAGAGAGCCGUGACACUCUGGUCUUCUGCUACGAAGUGAUUCAAGAAGUCUACAAGAACCAGAAACCCGAGGUGCAGCCGAAAAUCGACUACCGUCUGAAGAAGUACCUCUACCAGAAGGGCGUCAAGAAAGAUAACCACGGCACAGCCGGCAAGUACACCUUCAAGCUCGUCAAGUUCGCCUUCGACAUCCUGCGGUCUGUGUGGAAGAAGUACGACAGCCUGCGAACCGCUGCAAACAUUGCUGGUUUUGUCCCCAUUCUCGGUGACGCAAUCGUGGGUGGCGAGGAGGAUGUCAAGACUGCAGCCUUCAGACUUCUCACGGUUCUGGCCAAGGUUCCCUUCAACAACGACGAAGAUGUCCAGCUGUACAAGGUCGCGGCCAAGGAGGCGACGAAGAGCAUUUCCAUGUCGACCUCGACCACCACCGAGCUUUCGCAGGCUGCUCUGAAGCUGCUCUCGGUUGUGCUGCGCGAGCGCAAGGAUAUUCCUGUCAAGGACGCGGCGAUCGAUAUGCUGCUCGGCAAGCUGAAGGAUGACCUGACAGAGACCCUUUAUCGUCAUGUCACGUUCAACUUCCUCCGAUCUGUGCUCGAGCGCAAGAUUGAGACUGCGGUCGUCUACGACACACUCGACUACGUGGGCACUGUCAUGAUCACCAACGACGACAAGGAUACCCGGGACCUGGCAAGAGGAGCGUUCUUCCAGUUCCUCAAGGACUACCCGCAGAGGAAGGCUCGCUGGGUCAAGCAGCUCAACUUUGUCGUCGCCAACCUGACCUACGAGCGCGAGGGUGGCCGUCUGUCCGUCAUGGAGGUCGUCCAUCUUCUGCUGAUGAAGUCCGCGGAUGACUUUGUCCAAGAAGUCAUUUCCACUUGCUUCUUGCCUCUCGUCAUGGUGUUGGCCAACGACGACAGUGAGAAAUGCUGCCUUGCUGCCGGCGAGCUCGUCAAGGAGAUGUUCCGCAAGGCCGACAAGGAGAGGACGCAGAACUUCCUGACGCUUCUCCGGUCGUGGGUUGAGCAGGAGGACAACCUUGCGGUGACGAAGCUGUCGUUGCAAGCCUUUGGCUUCUUCUUUGAGGCCAAGGAGCCUUCAUCUAAGCACAAGAAGGAGCUGGAGCUGGUUCUCAGCAAAAUCGGUGAGAUUGUCGGGACUGGCGACAUCCGCGUUGCCGACGAGGAACUCAUCAACACCGUUCUUCACGACGUCCAGAUCCUCACGGAGAAAUACCCGGCAAGAUUGCUGUCCUCCGAGUCAAAGGAGCUUUGGGGAGACGUGCGUGGCUGCCUGAUCCAUCCCGAGAACUCGGUCAAGCUGAGCACCACCAAGGUGCUGAGCACAUUCCUUGCGGACUACGCCGGCAAAUCCAACAAGUCGGGAGAGGCACUCAAGGGAUCGCAUGGCCUGGACCUUGAGGUCGAGGACCUCGAGGAGCUGGUCAGGGUGACCCUGUACGCUCUGAGAACCCCCGAGAUCGAAGACGCGCUCGCCGCGGAGAUUACGCAGAUCCUCAUCUUCCUCGGUCCCCGUCUGCCUGUCAAGGUGCAGAACGUGCCCGAGGCGGAGACGCUGGGAGACCGCGACGAGACGGCGGCGGAGGAGGACCGGAUCGACGAGCACCGCAAGGACCUUCAGUACCUGUUCUGGAAGCUCUCGUCGAUCCUGCGCAAGGACGUCCGGCCCAAGUCGACGGCCAUCACGCCCAAGACGGUGGCCAUGGAGGUGCUGGAGACCAUCUGCCGCCGCGUGCCGCAGGAGAACCUCGAGCCGUCGUUCAAGACGAUACUGUACCCGCUUCAGAACCUCACGGACCCCCACAUCCCCGUGCCCUUUUCGACGGACGACCUGUUCAAGACACGGCUCGAGACGCUCAAGACGCGGGCGCAUAUCCUCAUGGACUCGCUGCAGAAGAAGUUCGGCACGGCCGAGUACACCAAGCAGCUGCUGGCGAUCAGGGAGGAGGUGCGGACGAGGAGGCAGCAGAGGUCGAGCAAGCGCAAGAUCGAGGCGAUCGCGCAGCCGGAGAAGUACGGCCGGGAUAAGAGAAAGAAGACGGAGAAGAAGAAAGAGAGGAAGAAGGUCCGUAGCCAUGAGCACAAGCAGCUCAGACAGGCGUACAAGGGGUGGUAA